AGGUGAAUAGCACAUGUUAAGAGGUUUAUCAGCUCUAGAGACAAAUGUUAUUUUCAAAGUUACUGUUGCCUGUGCAAUGGUUGAUUAGUUUAUCCCAUCAAAAGCAACCCUAUUUUCUUGUAUUAUUGUAGGAUCAGGUGACGUGUGCCUUGUACCUGUCGAACUUCCCCUUCAGACUCGGAAUCUACUUCCACAAUCCACCUCAUCCAAACGAUCUUAUCAAAGUGCUCUACAUAUUAACACAUCAGCAACUGUUUCCAGAAAAGUUCUAUCGCCACCAUGAUAAACGAAACCAGCGCCGUACCUCCUCCCCCUCCAGCCGUCAAGAAAUUCCCUGCUCCCGCUCCGGCCAAACCGCCAGUCGUGACCCCAACAGGUCCUGAAGGGGCAUUUCUCGUCGAGUUGAUGAUGUACAAUGGCUCACCCUUUAAAGACCAUUGGGCGUACUGGGUAUCCUCCCAUAUGAGCCCUGAAAUUGGUGUCGCGAUGGACGCAGCUGGUGACGUGCGGAGUGGUUUCGAGUUCCAGAUCAGACGCUGCCCCGAUUUAUCCGAUUCUUCGAACCAGCCAUGGAAAAUGGUUCCGUUGCAAUGGGUAGAUGGAAAGCAUUUCGACGAAACCAAGAUGCUGAAUGGUGGGGAGUUUAAAGUUGACACGGUUCCAGUCUGCGGUUUCGAAGCCAGCGCGCACAAAGUCGAGGUUCCGGAGAAGUCUUUGAACUCAGUUGAGGAAAUGGUGGAUACAAGCAAUGUUGGCAAGAAGAUCUCACAGCGGAAUUGUCAGACGUGGAUCGUCGAAUCCGCAGACCAGCUCGUUAAAGACGGUAUCUUUGACAAGGAGGUUGCAGCCUAUCUUCAAGCAGUCCGACAGUGAUUUGUUUUCGUCGACCGACUUGCUCCUUGUGCCUGAUUGCUACUACACUUGCUCCUCUCUAUGGUCUCUCUUAGCUCUUUCUCUACCGCGAGCGAUCGCGCCCAAAAUAGUUGAUUAAUCACUACUAGGAGCUCUGGAUAUAUUUGGCUGUGAGGUGUCCAGCGGGACAAUGACUGGUAUUCGAGAUUGGGCUCAAUAGGGAAACAUGGACCUGGCAGAAUACGAACAACACGCGUGGUUGGUCAAUAUACCUCCGGUGUUACUUUCUAUUCGGAUCCUCGUCUACUCCGGAGUAUUACCCCACAACAAACAGACUCAAGGAACAACUCAAAAUACCAUAUUCUGACCCAAUAAUACGAAAUGUAAUUUGACCGUU
Molecule: messenger RNA, 1249 nt
Organism: Aspergillus glaucus CBS 516.65
Lineage: Eukaryota; Fungi; Ascomycota; Eurotiomycetes; Eurotiales; Aspergillaceae
Exons: 2
Coding region: 280-873 (197 amino acids)
Source: RefSeq, a predicted model, not a curated record